Messenger RNA from Limanda limanda (common dab), 975 nucleotides. RefSeq lists its product as uncharacterized. Lineage: Eukaryota; Metazoa; Chordata; Actinopteri; Pleuronectiformes; Pleuronectidae. Bases 1 to 975 code for a protein of 324 amino acids. The transcript is spliced from 7 exons. The record is from RefSeq and is a predicted model, not a curated record.
AUGGCUCCAUCUCCCAAUCACUACUGCAUAGACCCUGGCUCCAAAUGUGCUCUAAGCGUUCAUAUCCAGGAUAUCUUAACAUCCUCCCUGGAUAAAAAUGGAAGUGUCUGCAUCGUGUAUGAUGACAGCAAGGCCCCCAAUCCAGUGAUGAGAGCCGUGUUCCAGUCUGAUGGCAGGGCUGCAUGUUACCACAGCAAUGGAAACAUAUGGCUGUCCUUAAACACAUCAGGGGGUCAGUGUUUGGACGAGGCAGGUGCCAGAGUAAGUCGGUGGAGGUGGGAGGGGCCCCUGCACCCCGUCUUCUUAUCCCUCAACAAAUCUGUAGGGGUCCGAGUCUUCGGGAGGAAACAAGUGUUUGUUUCCUUCCUGGCUCAAGGACAACAAGCAAAGUUCAGCGUGGGCGCCUGCUGUGCUCAGGAUGGGGCAGAAUUUCUUCAAAAAUAUUAUUCCAGUGGCAAAAAAUGUCUUACCUUGUUCAGUGGCGGCUCCGCUCAGGUCUUUUAUCCCUCAGGCCACUUGGCUCUCGUUGUGGUCACUGAAGAAAAUGGAAGUGUCUGCAUCGUGUAUGAUGACAUAAAGGCCCCCAAUCCAGUGAUGAGAGCCGUGUUCCAGUCUGAUGGCAGGGCUGCUUGUUACCACAGCAAUGGAAACAUAUGGCUGUCCUUAAACACAUCAGGGGGUCAGUGUUUGGACGAGGCAGGUGCCAGAGUUUGUCGGUGGAGGUGGGAGGGGCCCCUGCACCCCGUCUUCUUAUCCCUCAACAAAUCUGUAGGGGUCCGAGUCUUGGGGAGGAAACAAGUGUUUGUUUCCUUCCUGGCUCAAGGACAACAUGCAAAGUUCAGCGUGGGCGUCUGCUGUGCUCAGGUCACUCACCUCCACGUUGUUGCCCAAAGGCUUCUAACGGUUAGUGCUCAUGUGAUAAUGAGCGACAAUGAAAGGGCCUUUAUCCACAAGUGUCUUCAGGGAUGUCUGUAA